Theileria parva strain Muguga is the source of this 950-nucleotide messenger RNA. RefSeq lists its product as uncharacterized. Lineage: Eukaryota; Apicomplexa; Aconoidasida; Piroplasmida; Theileriidae. The record is from RefSeq and is a predicted model, not a curated record. The transcript has a single exon. The coding region runs from base 81 to 950 and encodes 289 amino acids.
AAUGGAAUAUUUUAAUUGAUUCCCCAUCCAAAUUUAGCAUUGAUUCUGUAAGAUUUAUUAGUACAGAAAUGAUAUGAUAAAUGUUCAGACUUAAUGUUUUAUAUUUAAUCUUUGUAGUAUUUGUUUAUUGUAUAAAAAUUGCAUCCUCGUUAACAUUGGAUCUAAAUAAUACUAGUAUGUCCGAAUUUCAUACAUUAAAAAUUGUUGGAAAUGGAAUAAUUAAAACCACGAUAUUCUCAACACCAGAUAGACCAAUAACUAAAAUAUGUAAAGGUUGCAGGGGGAUCUGGCAAGCCCUUCCGGGUGAGUCAGCGAAAUGCGUUACUUAUAUUACAUCUGAAUUGUCGAAAAAGAUUCUUAUGAUUAUUGAGGUUGAUAAUCCCGUUAAACAUCAAGUUUAUUAUCUCAACAGAUGUCGUACCCAUUAUGUUUAUAUCACUCGGGAACAAUUUGAAAAAGAAUUUGUCGAAAUAUCUUACCCACCGUCAGGUAAGGUUCCCAUUCCUAAACUGAAGAGGCCUGAACCAAUCACCGAGGCACUACCUGUUACUUACGAAGAUAAUAACCCUAAUAAGCUAAGAAAACUUAUGAAAAAACCUGAAACUGCAGAAACAACAAUUGGUAACAGAGAAAAAUCAUCUCAAACACUUAUGCAAACACAAGUCGUAGAGACUCAGUUACAACCAGAUCUGUUAGAGCCUGAAAUUGUUCAAGUAGAGGUGGAAUCAGAAGACGAUGAAGAGGGCCGUGAAGUACAACAACUUCAACCAUCAUUUUAUAAUGAUAGUGAAUUAUUAAACGAACCACUAUUUGAAGAAGAUGUGGAGAAGUUGUUGGAAAGUGAACUUGAAGAUAUUGGUUUAUCGGAAAGUGAACUUGAUUCAUUAUUUGAUGACACAAGUGAACAACAAAAUUAUGAAAACGAGUCAGAAAAAUCAUCAAACGAUUAA